Molecule: messenger RNA, 2300 nt
Organism: Rubroshorea leprosula
Lineage: Eukaryota; Viridiplantae; Streptophyta; Magnoliopsida; Malvales; Dipterocarpaceae
Source: the annotation of a GenBank genome assembly
CCUUUUCUAAAAUUAAUUUAAAAUUCAGAGAGUGUGAGGAAAGUUAGCAUUUUUAGGGACCCAAAACUAGCUCAACCAGCAUAAAAAAAAACCCUUCUUUAUUAUCUCAACAUUUUCCCUUCAACAUCAAAAUUCACAGAGAAACCUCAAAAUCAAAUCUUUUUUUCUCCUUCAUAAAUCCAGCUCCAUCAUUGAAGAAAAUACAAUUUUCUUUUUCCAAAAAUUAGAAAACCUUAGGCUCUGUUGCAGUUAAACUCCUCCCUUAACCCCAAAAAUCAACUAAAAAACCAAGCUUUUUAGCCCAAUAAUCACUGGAAAAGCAUCUCUACUACCUCAUACUAAUCCUGUUCUAGGAAAAAUUCCAUCAUCAAUUUAUUUUCAUUUUUCUCUCUCUGGUUUUUAACCUAAAAGCUCUUGUUUUUCUACUUUCUAUUUUCUGGGUUUUAUUUUUUGGGAAUUAUCUUAUAAUUUUAAACUUGUUUUUCACUGAUUUUGAGCUUAUAAUACUAAUGGGUUUUUGACAAAACCUCCAUCGAAUUUAGAAAAAUUAAAUUUGAAGGGUUAAGAUUUACCUAUGGAGUCAAGAGAAGCUGUGACCACUACUACUCCCACUGGUGGGGUUACAGUGGUGCGAUUCGAUGGUCCAUCGGACUACCACAUCGCUCCAAGAACCGAAAACUUAAACUCGAGCCCGACUCAAGUAUCCGCGGCACCCCCUCCGCCGCCGGCGACGGCUCAACCGCCGCAUCUGUCUGCAGAUGCGGCUGGGAUUCCACCGAAGAAGAAGCGUGGAAGGCCCAGAAAGUACGGACCGGACGGGACGGUCACUAUGGCUCUUUCUCCAAAGCCAAUAUCUUCAGCAGCUCCAUCUCCAGUGAUUGACUUUUCUGCUGGCAAGCGAGGGAAAGUGAAGUCUCCAACCUCAGUAUCAAAGGCGAAGUAUGAGAUGGAAAGUUUAGGUGAAUGGGUUGCUUGCUCUGUUGGGGCAAAUUUUACACCUCAUAUUAUCACUGUUAAUGCUGGUGAGGAUGUUACAAUGAAGAUAAUAUCUUUCUCUCAACAAGGGCCUCGGGCUAUAUGCAUUCUCUCGGCAAAUGGAGUGAUCUCAAGUGUUACACUUCGUCAGCCCGAUUCUUCUGGUGGUACAUUGACAUAUGAGGGUCGUUUCGAGAUUCUGUCCUUGUCAGGUUCAUUCAUGCUCAGUGACAGUGGAGGAACAAGGAGCCGAUCUGGUGGAAUGAGUGUUUCAUUGGCGAGUCCAGAUGGGCGUGUGGUAGGCGGUGGAGUUGCUGGUCUGUUAGUAGCUGCUAGUCCUGUCCAGGUCGUAGUAGGAAGCUUCCUUGCAGGCAACCAACAUGAGCAGAAGCAGAAAAAACAGAAACACGAUACCACCAUAUCAUCCGGCGCACUAACGGCUACAAUUCCUGUUUCUAGCACUGAUCCAAAACCAAACCCUUCAUCUUCAUCCUUCCACAGCGAUGACUGGUCUUCAUUUCCCUCAGAUACAAGAAAUAAAACCAAUGACAUCAACGUACCUGUGCCUGGAGGCUAAUCUAAUAGUCCUCACCUUACUGACUACACCAGUGGCAAUCAAUCGGCAAUACCAAAAUCAUCAUCUCACAUCAUGUCGUUUGUUUAAUCUGUGUAAUCUUAUUGUCUUUAUUGACAUCUCAUUUUUCAUAAGGAGAUUUACUUACCCCAUUAAUCUUUCAAUAGUGUUAAGUCAGUUAGCUGAUUAGUUUUAGGCUUCUGCCUCUGUUGUGUCAUGUAGAAUCUUUUUGAUGUAAUGUUUACUCCUAGAAAAGAGUUGUCUACCUUUUCCCGAGUAUGACGGAUUGUGAUAUUAAAAACUAUAUUUUCUCUCCAACACUCUCUUCAUUUUUAAUUAACUGUUUACUUAGCUUCUACUCUGCAAUUGUUCAAUACCAUUAUUGUUGCUUCAAUAGUCGGAAGUCGUAAGUCGCCUGUGCAUGUAACCGAGGGAGACUUGCCAUUUUUUUCCUACUGGUUUGAAGUUGAAGGUGCUUAUGAAUCAAUCAUUAAGGUAAACCACAAGGAAGAAGAAAAAGAAGUUUUAUACUCCAUAACGCUGGUCUGGCGGCCGGUACUUGCCAUUUUAGUUGUUAGUAUUGCUGCCAUUCUGGUCCUGAUUCUGAAUAAUCAUGGAUUCUCUUUCAGCCACCCUCUUAUAAUCUUCUCAGUGUUCAACACCAUUAUUGUUGCUUCAAUAGUCGGAAGCGAUAAGUCGCCUGUGCAUGAAACUGAGAGAGAUAUGCCCUUUUUUUCCAACUUGCAUGAAG